Molecule: messenger RNA, 11187 nt
Organism: Chelonia mydas (Green sea turtle)
Lineage: Eukaryota; Metazoa; Chordata; Testudines; Cheloniidae
Gene: CBLB
Product: Cbl proto-oncogene B
Exons: 18
Coding region: 4870-7608 (912 amino acids)
Biological process (GO): cell surface receptor signaling pathway; negative regulation of epidermal growth factor-activated receptor activity
Cellular component (GO): plasma membrane; membrane raft
Molecular function (GO): SH3 domain binding; phosphotyrosine residue binding; ubiquitin protein ligase activity
Source: RefSeq, a predicted model, not a curated record
ACAAAAGCAAUUUGGAGAAAUUGCAAUGAAAUUGCUUUAAAAAACAGAAAAAGACCCAUGGUUAUAUACCGCUUCCCAUAAUUUUAACCUAAAUAAAAUUUUUUCCCAUACUUUGCAGGUGGCAGGAAGUAGUUCUAUGCAGACUAUGCAAAAGAACUAAAGCAAGCUUAAGGUGAUCCACAAAAAUCUUGCUGUUUAGAAACUGACUGCUGGAUUUUACGGUAUCCAGAGAUUUCAUGUUUUUACUUUUAGCCUAAAACACAUGAAUUGAUGUCUGAUACUUUCCCUGCUCUUGUUUGCCUUGGUAGCAAGAGCUAAAAUGUUUUGGGCUUUUGACAGAAAAUUCUGUCAUCCUUGGUUUUAAGGUUCUGUUUCAUAGUAAUUUGGGUUGAUUGAGAGAGGUUAGUUAAUACAUCCAGGAGUCCAUAAUCACCACAAAGUGUUUACUUUUAAAAGGGAAGUAUCAAAGUAAAGAUCAAUGCUGACCAGAAGUGAAAGUGUUUUACCUCAUGGAACUAAGAAUUAGGUGCAACUCUUACAAGUUUAAUGCUUUUUUGAUUUUUAUUAAAAGAAUUUUACUCCGGGUAACUUUUAUGGCUUUUUAAAAUUGUGUUCCUAUUAGAGCAUAUCAUUUUUAAUAACUUCUCAUAUUAGAAUUGGCACUGGAUACAACUCAAAGAUACCAGUUAGCAACUCAGGAUUUUUGUCUGCCCCAAUCCUCAGGCAGCAACCUUUUCUCCCUAUUGUCCCCCCCGACAGCUCCCUUUCCCAGCAAAUCCCAGCUACCAUACCCCUUGCCAUGAUGCCUCCCCUUGGUUUGCCAACUAUACCUAUCAUUUCGACCUUAGGUAUCUCUUGGAGGAAAUGAAGUUGGUCAGCCCUCUUCCCUGAACACUGCCCAUUUCCCAGGUCUCAGAUUACAGCAUGUCAACUGGACCUUGCUGCAGCUAUUGUGUUCAAACAUAGCAUAUCUCUGUUACUUCUGUACAUCUCUUAAUUCCUGGUUGCCCCAUUCUACCACAGCCUUAUGAAACCCUUUUAGAUGAGGGAGCUCUCAUGAAACAUUGAAUGUUCUGAGAGUGACAUGUAGAUUUUGGGGGUUUAAUUACAGGACAGUUUGGCAACUUGCAGGAGACUUCUGUUGGCCAUGCCAUCAUAAAAUAACUUUUUAGCAGAUGUAGCUUGAAGUCGUUGAUGGCUGUUGAAACAUUUUGAGUUACCGUUCUUGGAAUGCUGUGCAUGUAAUGCUCACAGUAGAACCUGGAAGCAACAUUUCUGGUUUUAAAGAUUUAAGUAAACUUCAACAUCUGAAGGGACAGGAGAAUGGUACAGGCUAUAUCUGUUCCGUAUAACAGGGUAGUAACAAUGGGGCUGAUUCAGGUUGUUUGUUGCUUUGGUGGAGAGAGCUGUAACAAAUGUUACUCAUUGAAUGAGAGCCAAUUACAUUCUUUCAGCAAAAAUACAUGAUGAUCAUUCUGUAACCAAAACACAUUCCUUACCCUAAAUAUAUCUUUUAUUUUGUGCCUUUGCAUGUAGUACUUGCAUGCACAAGUCAUAGCUUAGAUAUGUAACCCAUAGAUUUCUGUUACUGAAUUUAACAAGCACACUUCAUCCAAACCCCAUAAAAUGUAAUGGGGAAAAUGUUUGUUUAAAUAACUGUAAAUUAAUGAUUUCAAGUGGAUUUGAUUAUAAUAAAUAAAUGUAGAUCUGAACAGUGGGAAAUUUUAUGUAUAUUUGAUAGCUAUCUUAUAACCUUUGACUCUAAGAUGUAGGAGUGUGGCUUGCUGGACGGUUAUUGUAUUUCUAUGAGUUACUUGGCAAUAUUUUUUACUCUCAUUUGGACUCUUAUUAUGGUAAAUGUAUUCUAGACUAUGGAAAAAAGAUGAAGCAUUCCUAUUACAGUACCAUAAAUGUGAAGUUCACUGGCUGAGUUGUCUCCAUGUGAAAGAGGCACAGAGGAAUUUUGAAAUAAAAAUGGAUCUCUUGACAUGUAACAGUAUGACUAUAAGUAUUACUGAAAAUUGUACUAUAGUACUGGUGCCAAAACAGAAUCUCUGGUACUUAGACAUGGGCAGCUAGUACUCUUUUGUAUGUAAACAUUGAUUAAAAACAGAGUAAACAUAAACCAGAUUCCAAGUAAAUUGCCUCACAAACUACAUCCACAUGAUGGGUUAUAUCACUACUAUGUGUAACAAAACACAAAGGUAUUGAAAGGAGAAUUACAGAUAUUUCUAUAAUAGGUUUCAAAUUGGCAGCUGCAAUGCGGAAGUCCCUUGAUAGAGGGAAAUAAUUCUAUCGUAGCAGCAGCAGCAAUUCUAAGUAAAAGCAAAACCAAAUUAAUUUGAUCUGUUAGAUCUCUUCUGUUGAGCUAAAGAUAAUCUAUUCUGUGAGGUUUCAAAAUGUUGUCACAUGUGCUAGAACUCAGACACCAGGUGCAAUUCAAGGGAGCUGGUGUUAUACCACAAACAGAGCACUUUUGCUCUUGAAAGCACAAUACAAAAUUUUGGUCUGGGCGAAAACAAAGAUUCUAGCUCUGGUGUAAGCAUUUUUAAACGCUUUGAAAAAUAUGUAGAAAUCAAGAAUGAUGCAAAACACUUAGAACAGUAAGGGGCAUGGAUGCGGAGGAGGGGAUGUAUUUGCUGUCCACUUAAUGAAUGUAGGUGCAUGAACAAAAAAAAUCUACUAGACAGAGCCCAUUGUUUGUUUUAGGCACCGUACAUAGCUCUGAUCCUCAUUAGGGCCUCCUGACACUCCUGCAGUACCACUUACUACUAAUAGAGACUUACACCAAAACCUCGGAACUUUGGAGAAGUUCAGCUCCCAAGCCAAAAUUUGCAGCUCAGAUCCAUCUCUAGAUCAAACCCCAGGAAUAUUCAUUCCCGUAAUAUUCUCUUCGGGCCAGACCCUUAAUGUUGACCAGCUGCAAAUCCUAGUGACUUGUACUCAGUGGAAAUUGUAACUGCACAGCACAGUGGGUUAUCAGCACCUUUUGGAUAAGGCGUGUUUAAAAAAAAAAAAAAAUACAGCAUAUGUAGUAAUGACUUGUAUAAAAGUAGACCUUUCAAAACUGAAGAGACUAUCAUGGAUGGGAGUGUUUCUUCCACCCAACGCUUACUCAGAACGUUUAUCGAGGUCAAGCAGUGUAUAUGAUCCAGGUAAAAGAACUAUUAUAAUUAUUAUUACACAUUAUUUUAUGUUAAUAGAACAUUAAGGUUACAAAAUCAAGUCCUCAGAAGUUAGGAGAUGCCAGAGUUAAGACUGCCUGCACAACCUUUAUUUGCCCACCUUGUGCAUAUGCAUUAUGAUAGGGUUCAGUUGCGUGGUGUCCUAUAAUUUUACCUCCCAGGAGCCUGCCUCAUUUAGUGCCCACGAUACUGGGUGCUCAACUUAUGAGCAACUGCUAGAUUUUUUUUUUUCCUUCUCGUUGAAUGCGUGGGCCCUGGGCUUAUUUACUACAUGCUAUUCAAACCCUGCUCUGAAGUUAUUAAUUUUUUUCUCAUGGACUUUUCUAUGGUGCUUAGACUAUAGUAUUGGCGUGCCUCACAAACAUUAGUGAAUUCACCUUCACAAUAUCCCUGUGAGAUAAGGGGGUUGUCUUGUCCCCACUUUACAGAUGGAGAAUUGAGGCACAGAGCAAUUGAGUUCAAAAGUUUCCAUUAACUUUGGGUCCCCAAUUUGAGAUGCCUAGGACCUGACUUUUCAGAAUACCUAGAAUUAUAUAGCCCUUUAUGUUCAAAGCACAGCGCCCAUCAACUUCAGUUUCAGCUCUGAUUGCCCACCACUUCUGCAGAUCAGACCUCAGGAUCUUUGGGCACCUAAAAACUGAGGAACACACAACUAGUGACCACCCGUGAAAAGUUGUCAUAAGUGACUUGCCUAGUAUCACAUAGGAACUCUGGCAUAGGUAAGGAGGGAAUCCAGUUCUCCAGAACAGCACUCAGCUACCUUAACCAUGAGAUUUUCCUUUCUCUUCUUGAAGCGUCCUGCCUCAUUUACUGUACACCUUCUAGAUUCUGCAACAAAUGAGACUGGGGUCCUACAGAGAGAAGUCUCCUUCACUGCACAUCUCUGAUUCAUCCUGUGUGCCUGAUCCAUCUUACGCAUUGAAUGAGGCAGGGAUCUUGUUGCAAAAAAUAGUAUAUGAUCAUAUAAUUAAAGACUGUAUAAUACCUAUGCACAAGGCAGCUAAAUUAAGGUUGCAUGGGCAGUCUUAAUUCUGGUGUUUCCUAUCUUCUGAAUAUUUGACUUGGCAAACUUGGAUGUUCAUUUAGAAUAGUUUUGUGUGUGAUUUGCUAGCUGCUGGUUUUAAAAAAAAAAAAAAAGAGAGAGAGAGAGAACUGAAAAACCAGAAAUUCCAUACCAUAUAGCAUCAUAUUGACACCCAAGUAGUUCAUCAGCAGAGCUGGAACCUUUAGCUGCACUGCACAGACCUCUGCUACUUGAGCAAAUGGACUAACUUUUAGCAGUAACAGGUUGUCAUAAUCUGUGAAGAACAGAAUAAGAAGGGGAUGAGGAACAUACUUGGCCGUAGUGUUUCACUGCUGACAGCAAGAGGAAUAGUGAGACUUAUGAAUCUUAUGAACCAGGCUCUAGAGGGGAGUGUGCGCUAGUGGGGACACUCACUCUUCUGCCCAUUACCUUCAAACUCAGCUCCUUCUUCCCCAUCCCUUCCAUCUCCACUCCUCAGGCUUCUCAUCCCAGACGCCUUGUGCAACCAUCGUAGUCUUUCUUCCUCUGGGCUGACACUGUCCAAAUCCCAAACACAAACUCCCCAGUCUCUCUUCCUUCCCACAUCCAAUCCCCAUUUUCUUCUUGCCCAGCCUGUAAGGCGAUGAAUGAUCCCUGAACUAGAGCUUAAAAUUAAGCCACAUGUGUUGUCAUUCUUGUGCUAGGCUCCAGCUACUCCAAAGCUGGUCUGGUGACUCUCAGGGCAGGCGAAACCUUACAAAGCUGUCCCUGAUCUUCAGCCACAUGCUGGCAGAAAUCAAAGCAAUCUUUCCUAAUGGCCAAUUCCAGGGUGACAACUUUCGUAUCACAAAAGCAGAUGCUGCAGAGUUCUGGAGAAAAUUUUUUGGAGACAAAACUAUAGUGCCAUGGAAAGUGUUCCGGCAGUGCCUUCAUGAGAUUCAUCAGAUAAGCUCUGGUUUGGAAGCAAUGGCUCUGAAGUCUACCAUUGACUUGACCUGCAAUGACUACAUUUCAAUUUUUGAAUUUGAUAUCUUCACUAGACUAUUUCAGCCUUGGGGUUCAAUCUUAAGGAACUGGAACUUCUUAGCUGUGACACACCCUGGGUAUAUGGCAUUCCUAACAUAUGAUGAAGUCAAAGCAAGGUUACAGAAAUACAGCACCAAACCUGGGAGCUACAUUUUCAGACUGAGUUGCACUCGACUGGGGCAGUGGGCCAUUGGAUACGUAACUGGUGAUGGAAACAUUUUGCAGACUAUACCUCACAAUAAGCCUUUAUUUCAAGCUCUAAUUGAUGGCAGCCGGGAGGGAUUCUAUCUAUACCCAGAUGGACGAAGUUAUAAUCCUGAUCUGACAGGAUUAAAUGAACCUACUCCACAUGAUCACAUAAAAGUUACACAGGAACAAUACGAAUUGUACUGUGAAAUGGGUUCCACUUUCCAGCUGUGUAAAAUCUGUGCAGAGAAUGAUAAAGAUGUGAAGAUUGAGCCUUGUGGACAUCUCAUGUGCACUUCUUGUCUUACAGCAUGGCAGGAAUCCGAUGGUCAGGGCUGUCCUUUCUGCCGAUGUGAAAUCAAAGGAACUGAACCAAUAAUUGUAGACCCUUUUGAUCCGAGGGAUGAAAACUCCAGGUGCUGCAGUAUUAUAGAUAGUUUUAGUAUGCCCAUGCUAGACUUGGACGAUGAUGAUGACAGAGAAGAAUCUUUAAUGAUGAAUCGGUUGGCUUCAGUACGAAAGUGCAAUGAGAGACAGAAUUCACCAGUGACUUCUCCAGGAUCCUCUCCGCUUGCACAGAGAAGAAAGCCACUUCCAGACCCCGGGCAAAUUCCCCAUAUUAGUCUUCCACCGGUGCCUCCCCGUCUGGAUCUCAUUCAGAAGGGGGUAGCACGGUCACCUUGUGCCAGCCCUACUGGCUCACCAAAGUCUUCUCCAUGUAUGGUGAGGAAACAAGAUAAACCCCUCCCAGCACCACCACCUCCCUUGCGAGAUCCUCCUCCACCUCCACCUGAGAGACCCCCUCCAAUCCCGCCGGACAACAGGAUAAGUAGACAUUUGCAUCAUCCUGAAAGUGUGCCUUCCAGAGACCAGCCUGUGCCACUUGAAGCCUGGUGCCCCAGAGAUGUGUUUGGGACAAAUCCAUUAAUAGGAUGUCGAAUCCUAAAUGACAAUUCCCCCAAACCAGGACUCACUGCAAGUUUGAAUAUAAAUGGAAGGCACAACCGAAUGGGUUCUGACCCAGGAUUUAUGAGAAAACAUAGACGCCAUGAUUUGCCUUUAGAAGGUGCCAAGGAAAAUAUUAUUUCUGAGGAGUUGAUUUUCACCCGCUGUAUACGCCUGAACACUGUAGGUUCUAAAAUUAGGCAUCAAGGCAAUGAACAUGCCCUUCGUCAGAGUGGAAUGUUCGACUUCCCUACUGAUAUCAGAGACUACCUUUUUCAUGAAUUUUCAAAUGGCCAUCUAGGAAAUGAAGAAUAUGAUGUCCCUCCUCGACUUUCACCUCCUCUCACAGCUGCCUCCAUCCUCCCUAGUAUAAAGUGCGUCAUUCCUGUAACAAAUUCCCUUGCUGAGAAGUCAAGGGAACAUGUAGAAGAAGAUGAGUACAAGAUUCCUUCUUCCCAUCCUGUAUCCCUGAGCUCCCAUCCACCUCACUGUCAUAAUAUAAAACUUCAUACUAGGGUGUGCGAGAAUGGUCAGUGUGCUGGUAUAAUGAAUGGAACACACAAUGCUACUUCAGAGAUGAAGAAAUCCAAAACCCCGGAGUUAGGAGAUGCCUUUGAUGCAUCCACUGCUCCAGUAUCUUUACCACCUGCACGGCCUCCUACCAGAGACAACCCGAAACACAGCUCUUUGCUCAACAGGACGCCCUCCGAUUAUGAUCUUCUGGUGCCCCCUUUAGGCGAAGAUACGUUUGACAACUCACCACCGUCACUUCCACCACCACCACCACCUCCCGCUCGGCACAGCCUCACUGAGCAUUCCAAACCUCUGGGCUCAGGAAGCAGACCCUCUUCAGGACAUGAACUGUUCCUUCCUCCUUCGGAUCUCUUUUUUGAUCCAGCUACUAGUGUAAUUCCUUUGCCUCCUGCUCGAAGAUUAACAGGCGAAAAUGUCAAAACUAAUAGAACAUCACAGGACUAUGAUCAGCUUCCAUCCUCCUCAGACGGUUCGCAAGCACCAGCCAGACCCCCUAAACCACUUCCUCGCAGGACUGCACCAGAAAUCCACCAUAGAAAAGCAUACAACUCUGACACCUCCUUGGAAAAUGUGGAUGCAAAAAUUGCAAAACUUAUGGGAGAGGGCUUUUCCUUUGAAGAAGUGAAGAGGGCACUUGAAAUAGCCCAGAAUAAUGUCGAUGUGGCUCGUAGUAUUUUAAGAGAAUUUGCCUGCUUUCCUCCACCAGUCUCCCCACGUCUCAAUCUAUAGCAGCAUGCAAGUCCCUGCAGCAGAUGAAUUGUGUGUGUAUGUUUGGAACUGAGAGCAAGAGAGAGAAUUUGCGAGAGAAGUUUUCUUCUCUUGUCAUCAUUAGAAGAGGGUCUGUUUCCAGCAGUUUAUCAAAGGAAGACGGCUGCUCUGAUCAAGACUCAUAGAUGGUCUGAGGCUUCUGUAUUUUUGCUAGCCAUACUUUUAAAAUCAGGGUUGAACUGACAAAAUUAUUUUAAGAAGUUUACUUCCCUUGAACUUUGAAUCUGUGAAUUGCUUUUUUUCUUGUUUACAAGUUGGCAAGUUAACCGUUUUCUAGUUGACACUUGUACUGUGUUCCUGUUUAGAUUCCCUUGUAUGGUGGUCAGUUCAGCUGUAGCAUUUGCAACAUUUUCCAUGCUGACCACCCCAUCAACUAAAUCAUUUUUUUCCAGAAGCUCUGUAUUUCCAUUUCUCCUUUUAUAAGAGGCUUUAGUGGUUUUUGCAUUUCAAUUUAUCAAACAAAUGCGCAAAAAAAAAAAAAGUACGUGGCCUUCACUACUGAGCGUUUUCUUCUGAUAUUGCUUUGUUAUUGAGAGGAAGAAAAAUCUGAAUGUAUAAUGCGUUAUUUUUUGUCUAUGAACUGCCUUUUUAAAGGUAUUUUGACAGUGACAUUGGGCAGCUUUUAUUUUUAUUAUGGAUUUUGUGACCUAUAGUCUUCAAGGUCUUGAUCCAUGUAAUUUCCAGUUUUAAAAAAAAACAAAAAAACAAAAAAAAACACAUGCAGUAAUGAAACUAAAGAACAUGACGUGACAGCUUUUAAAAAUUUGAAUGCAAACGUCGAUGUUGUACUUAAGGUACAUACCAAGGGCACCUGUUGUUCAUGCCUUAAGUAUCUUCAGGCAUACUGAAUAAUGGGGAAUCUCUCUGAAUUAUAUUAAUGAUCAGGUAAAUUACAGUCCUAUCUUCUGAAAAGUGGAUGACACUUAAUUUCCUGUUCGAGUGAUUGUCCUCUGGUUCAUCAUGGCUUUAGGGACCAGUUCAUAUUGACAUGAGUGAUGCACUGUUAAGUCCUAAUGCUACUGUUGGAAUACUUUUUACAAUGUUCUUUAGUAAUCUCGCUGUUCACACUAUUGCAUUAGACUGUGUUUCAUACCCAAAUUCACUCAUUCACUGUCCCUGCAGAGAUGUAAACAUCUUAGAUCUCUUUGCCCGGGAUGGAACAGUGUUACCUCAGUCUGAUUUUUAUUUUUUUUUUUUAAUUUAAAGCACGGAUUGAUGCAAGCCAAAUCAAGUCCUUUGUUUUUUGUUCUUACUAGAGACUCAAAUUAAGAGUCCAGACUUUCCACAGUAAUUCUCAUAUUGCUGCUUUCCUAUUUUUGUGGAAAACACUGAAAUUCUCUUCCCCCUCCCCCCCCCCCCCCCCCCCCCCCCAUCCCUUACUGUUGAACAGAUGAACCACGUGGAGGGUAGAGUAGUUUCAGUAUUUUAAAAUAUGGCCAGUACAUGAUCUUUCAAGUUGUGAUAAACUUAGGUUGUGGUAUAUAUUUAUUUCCUUUUUAUCUUUCGGUUUUCUCCUUUACUCAUGGCAAGUUGUAAAAGUUACACCACUUAGAAGAUCGAAUUUCAGCGACAAAUGGAUUUAUUUUAAAGUUUUGUGGACAACCAAACAUCUCAAGUAAGGAAUUCAAAGUCACUAGAAAACCCAGUGGAAAUUGCCAUUAUCAUAUCAUUUCAUUAACAGCUUAUUCUUUUUUUUUCUUUUUUUUAAAGAAAUCAUUCCUUUUCAGGAUCACAAAGCAUGGCAUGAUGGCCAUCAUUAAUCUGUCUUGGUCCAGUGAAACAAGAUGAUCAGAGGUAUUUGAGCUACAGGGAUGAGUUUCUGUUCUAUUUCAAUCUAAGCAAAUGAUUUCAUGUACUAGAAAAGGGCAUUUGCAGCUUCCUUUCAGUAUUCAUUCUUUGGGUAGGGAUAACAAAAGCUUUUGGCUGAAGUUUUACUCAGUAUUCUGUGUUUAAGUAAAUCCCCUCCCCCCCCCCCCCUUUUUUUGUCACAAAGUAUGCUGUUUUCAGCUCUUUCGAUUGCUUUCUUUCCUGCAUCAUAUUGAUAACAUUCUAGCAUUUCAGUCAAAUAUAAAUUCAAAAUGAUACAAGCUGUUAAGAUAAAUGUUGCGAUUUUAUUAGAAUUGCUUAAUUAUAGCUCUAACAUAACUGCCAGUAAUAGCAACGAUGGAAAAAAAUGCAUUGCACAGAGAAGCAAACAAUCUGCAGAUCAUGUGUUGGAAUUUCCAAUCAUAUUGGAUAAAACUGGCACGGAUUCUCUUAUUUUCUAAAUUUUAUUCAGGAUCUUAGAAUAAAUGACACCACCGUGUUUCAAUUAAGAAGCAAGAAGAAUAGUCAUGUAAAAUAUUUUAAAAUUAUUUCUACACAAGCUCUUUCUAGUUUUUUUAAUAGCAUUCCCAGCCUGUUUGGCAUGACUUGUUUUUUGUACAUGUGUUUAAAAACCUUUAUAAUGUAAUAGCAUAGGUAGUGGCUUUACACUCUAAAAAUUCCAUUCAUCUUUAGACGAUAAAGCGAAUCAGAUACUCUUACACAAUGGAACAUGAGAUGCCUCAGACCUGUUUCAGUUAAUAGAUUUAAAGCCAAAUUGAGUGAAAUUGCCUUGCUAGACUGUUGAUGUUUACUGCACAGGACUUAAUAGGCUUGAGAGAGGUAAAUCUGACAAUUUGGUUCCCUAAAAUGUCUUUAACAAUUUAAAAAAUAAAGGUUUAAUCUUGCAAAUGCCUGUGAACAUAUGUAACUUUAAGCACACGACUGACUGUACUGGGUAUACUCGAAUGAAGUUGCGCAAAUGCUUGUGUGUGUAAAAGUGGGGCCUACGGAUCUAUUUUCUACAGUAGCCUCCUUUAGACCAUCAUGCCAACAUCUGCAUUUAUUUCCUUGAUGCAAAAUUGCUGCAUUUUAAUCAGAUUUGCUGAAUCAGAAGGUGAGCAAUACUUAUGAACAUCAACGGCAUGGAUCCUUUCCAAAGAUGAUAGGUUAAAAACUGAAACUGCGCUGAAAUAAAUGAAUUCCAUGUGAUUAGCCAAUUAAUGGGUUGGCUAGAAACCUAAAAUGGCCACUGAUCAAAUGGGUCAAUGUUGCAUAAUCCAAGUGCACAUCUGGCAAAGACUUUUUCAUAGUGUGAAUUUAGAUUUUUGUAUCCAAAUCAUUUCCUCUCAUAAUUUCAGCUUGAAGCUUUACUUUGCACUGAUUAUUCUGAACUGGUAACCAUUUGAAUUUGUGUCUUAAAGCUGGACAGAUUUGGAACCAGAUGAAUGGUAUAUUUUAAAUGGAUUCAGGUACUGCUUGUUGACCUGGAAUUUAGUGCUUCUAGGAAUGAUUUCCUGAAAAGGACUGCAAUAGUUUCCAUUUUGAAGGGUUUUCUUCCAAAUAACUAUUUUAUCAGAAAAUGCCUUUUAUAAACUUGUCUAGCGUGAUAAACAUAGUGACGUGUUCAAUUAAUUUAUAUUUUAUUCAACAUUCUUUUUCAAUUCUGGUUAUUAUGUAACCUCGAGUACUUUAUCUGUUCUUGUAAGAUAUUUUAUAAAAUGAAUGUUAACAGAA